Messenger RNA from Pocillopora meandrina, 3055 nucleotides. The record is from the annotation of a GenBank genome assembly. Lineage: Eukaryota; Metazoa; Cnidaria; Anthozoa; Scleractinia; Pocilloporidae.
AUGACCUACAAUGUCCUGCUCGGUGCCAUGAUUAUAACAGUAUUAGGUUCAGUUGCUUCUACGACACACUUGAGUAGUAUAAAUGUGAUUGUUAAAGCUAUCCUGCAGCCAACCCGAAUCAACGCUACUAGACAGGUGAGAAACGAAAUACAUAGAUAAAGAGAAAAGGAAAAAAGAAGACUGAGGAAAAUACGUUUUUCCAAUUGGAAUAAUUCUGUGAUUAAGUUGAGUUGCCUAAUCUUUGAAAACUGACAUUCUUUCUCCUCCAAAUAUUUCUUAGAUGUUAAACCUCUACCCUUGGAUAAGAAACAACUGGGAUCUUAAAGAGCCGGAAUUUUAUCUAGGACAAGAAAUCACACCGUUAUGCUCUGGCAAUAAGGUGAGUAUCGGUGGUUCUCCAACACAGGCCGUCAAGGGAAGUAAAAAGAAUUUUAACAUGCUGUGUAAUGCGCGCUUUUUGAUUGGUCGGAUCAAAUUUGAAGUAUGUGCAUUUAGAGGCGUGCGUGCUUCGUCUUGCUUUAAUGCACUUGGCUUAUCGUCGCUUACGUCUUCAGCCCAAGCGCGCGCAGAUCAUGAGACAGGUUUUGCAAUCUUUUACCAUCUUUAUGGAGUCUGUGAUCUUCCUGACAGUACAAUUUACGUCAUAAACUGUUCAAAAUUCAACUGAAACCACGAGCGAAGCGGGUGGUUUUCUCGCAAAAGCUUAAAAAUUGUUUGGAGAAUAGUUUUAUAACGUUGAUAAUGAGCUUUGACUGAAGCUCCUACAUUCACAGACCAAACAAAAGCAACUUUAACACUGUCAAAGUAAGUGAUAAUAUACGAUAAUGAAAAUACUCGUGUUUGAAUUUAAAUCAAUUGCCUCUCAUUCAGAGGAUGCAAUUAGGCCGACUAAAAAGUCCAAAAACGACUUUUGAGGGAAAGGAAAUGGACGGGAAAAAAAUCACAAUUCACUCUUAGAGGUGUCCAAAGUACAACUGACAACCACGUUUCCGUGUCGCGUGAUGUGAAGUUCAAACUCAAUAGUAUUUUUAUUGGCAUCACUCACAAGGAGAGCGCCAAAAUGUUCACCCUUAACGAUAAAUUUUUUGAGCACGUGAAUACUCCAAAGGCUUACAUUCAACUGAAUUCACGCCAAAUCGAGUUGUGUACUUAAGUGUUAAGCUUGUGGAUUUUAGGUCAUAUACGUCUGUAGUUUUUUAUAUAUAGUAUAAACAUCGUAAGUAAAAAACUAGUAGACAUGAGGAUUUUCUUAACGCGUGCAUUGCUUGAAGAGAAGCAUUCACGUAACUUCAAAAUCUUGCGGAAAGAUCUCACGCCUUUUAUCUUAUAUAAUGAUCAGUAAAAAUGUUGGUAACUCCUUAAUCAGUAUAAAACAUUAAAAAAUAUCAUUGGCAUACUUUUUCGCACUGUAGACAAGAACAGACAACCUCUCUAUAGCGUACUUAAAGUUGUCCGGCUUCGUCCUCCCACUCACGAUGGCAUACACGCAUGAAGAAACAAAAGGAAAUCAGCACUAUCGGUUAGCAAAGGUCCUCAAGGAUACAAGCUGGUGGCUAAACAAUACCUACAUGGCCAUAUAUCAUAACGUAAGAAUACGAUGAACUUAAUAAUUGUAGAGUUCUGUUCAUAUCCCAAUAUUCAUUGAUUAUCGUUGGUAACAUGAUUGUUUUGUUUUGUUUUUCUUUACUUUAGGUUUCGGGAUUGACUUUGCUCCCUCCUAAUCAAAAGACAGAGGCAGAACUGGACGAAUAUACUAGAGUAUUUCUACAAGCCCUCGUCAAUGAUAAACGUGUGGUAUGUGGUGUAUCUUCUUAAAAAAACUAAAUCUUCUUGCAAAACUAAAUGUAUAUGCCUUAUACACUCGGAACCGUGAACACUUAUAUAAAUUCAAAGACUCCGUGUCAUUGUAAGAUUAGGGACUUUGAGGAAAACACGAUGGUGAUGGCAACCGAAACGUGGCGAAACAAAGGUUCUGUCCGUAGAACAAUAGCUCUACACGUGCGUUUUCAAACUUUGUACAUUUCCUGGCCAUCCGAAGCAAAACAACGUGGAUUCAUGAAAAUUUUUGCGUUGUCUGAGAACGAGAACCUAGCCUCCGAAAUUAUUCACGUUUCUAUUCGAAAUUAACCCCCCAUUCAGGGGAGAAGGUGGUCGAAAUACGCGCGAAAUGCCUAAAAAAAGAUAGAAAGUUUAUUUGUUCGGUAUUGUUAAGCGUCCGUCGUGACAUCUUAAACUCCCUACUGGGCUCUGCCGUAUUACCGUGGGAACCCUUUAGAACUUGUCAGAAAGUUUUGAUUGAGUGCAGGUUUGUUGACUGAGAUUAUUUUGUGAGCUAUAAUAAUACCAUAGUUCGCUCUUAACAUAAACAAAUUUCACGUAGAUCGCGUCGACAGUCAACCAGUAAAAAGCUAGGGUUAAUUUUUGGUUAGAGGAAUGGUAGGUGUGCAGUUGCUCAGAUAAUCGCAUUGAUCCAGAAACUCUAUUUAGAUCUUGUUUAAAACCAUCAAAUAUCAUGUUGAUCGGCAUGUUUGGAACAUCAAUAUGAAAUUUUACGAAAGUCACAACAUGAAAUUUGGAGUGGAUUUUGUCCAAUAAGUUAAAUCUUUUAAAAAUCGUGUCAAAUGAAAUCAUAAAGCGAUCUUGUAAAUGCCAUCUCACUUAGAUCGAUUUGCUUAGAAUAUCAAAACAAAAUCUUUGGAAAUAUUGUUUAAUGAAAAGAAAACUUGUGUAAAAAAUUUUAAGAAACGCCAAUUUCGAGUGGACCUUGUUCAGCAAAAUUGAAUCUGUUAUAAACCGAAUCAUAUCAAACGUAGAUCUUGUUUAUAUGGAUGAAAUCCUACGCAAAACUUGCUUGGUAAAAUGAAAUCUGACUACAAUUUUUUUCUUUCCCUCUGGUUUGCAACGAAGAAAUCUAAAAGCCCUCUUCCAUAUUUAUUUUUAUCACCAGAGCCUGACGAUUACUGAUGACGUGGUUAAGACGUAUCGAAACUAUGCUAUCCUUUACACAUUAAAAGAUGUCAUCCGUGAAGUUCUGUCUUGUUUCCAAUCCAUUUAA